Messenger RNA from Lytechinus pictus (painted urchin), 2469 nucleotides. RefSeq lists its product as uncharacterized. The transcript has 9 exons. NCBI's taxonomy places the organism in Eukaryota, Metazoa, Echinodermata, Echinoidea, Temnopleuroida, Toxopneustidae. The coding region runs from base 229 to 2469 and encodes 746 amino acids. The record is from RefSeq and is a predicted model, not a curated record.
GGCAGUUUCAAUUACGAAUUUAUACAAACAUAUAUUAUUAGAGAAGCGCUAACAAUUUGUCCGUCGUAAUGCAGGUGAACAAUGCAUGUAGAUCAUAUUCUGAACGUAAUAAGAACUUGUCGUAAAUGGUUUUCUUCUUUACGGUAAAUUGAUCUAUCAGUAAAAACAUCGUUAAUGGUGAAAGUUAACGCUGAAAGGGCAUGUUGCUGUAGAUAGAUCAAUAUAAUCAUGAGUCAUUUAAGUUCGGAAUAUUGGAUAUUAUGGUAUUUAUUCAUAUCGCUACCAGCCAUCGGACUGAUGUGUUCAACUAGAUCGAGCACCGUUCCGUUAACGCAGAGAUGUGCAGGGCAAGGGAGUUACAAGACUCGGACUUCGUGCGUGAGCAGAUGUGGUGAUGCCUUCAACCCAAGGUUGUCCUGUCAGUGUAAUUCUCUAUGUGGACGUCAUAAAGACUGUUGUCCUGACUUUGGCGACGUUUGUAACACGUCUUGUGCAUGGCGAUGCGACCAGGGUUAUGAUAAACCUCUCUCAUGCCAAUGUAAUGAACAAUGUCAAAAUCAUGAAAAUUGUUGUGAUGACUACACGGAAAUGUGCCAGAAUGGAGGGCCUAUAGAUACAACCCCUACGGUUGAAUGUGACGUCACAUCUUACGUCAAGGAUGUAGUGCAGCAUAUUUCAAAUGAUACUUUUUGGACCUGCAUCGAAAAAGAUGUGCCAUCGAUACACUGGCUACCUGACUGCUCCUGUCCUAUUGGACCAGAUGAUUUAGCGGUGAAUCUCACCAAAGGACUGACAACCAAGAUGAACUGUUCGGCCCUCUCCAAUGCCUCCAUCUCAUCACCCGAGCCAUACUCCUAUACAUGGAGAAUGAACGCACCACCAAACUCAAAGAUUCAUCUUCUUGUACACCACUCUGAAGGGAGUACUAUUACAGUAACAAAUGAAGAUCAUGGCAACAGUGGUCAUACCUUCUCUCUGGUUGAUAACGAUUAUGUAUCUGUAUCGAACACAGUCAUUAUUAACGCAUCACUGUAUGAUUUCAAGCAAGGUCAUCUUUUUGGGAUAGAAGGAUGGGCUCUCGAAGAAACUGAUACAACCCCUACGGUUGAAUGUGACGUCACAUCUUACGUCAAGGAUGCAGUGCAGCAUCUUUCAAAUUAUACUUUUUGGACCUGCAUCGAAAAAGGUGUGCCAUCGAUACACUGGCUACCUGACUGCUCAUGUCCUAUUGGACCAGAUGAUUUAGUGGUGAAUCUCACCAAAGGACUGACGACCAAGAUAAACUGUUCGGCCCUCUCCAAUGCCUCCAUCUCAUCACCCGAGCCAUACUCCUAUACAUGGAGAAUGAACGCACCACCAAACUCAAUGAUUCAUCUUCUUGUACACCACUCUGAAGGGAGUACUAUUACAGUAACAAAUGGAGUUGAUGGCAACAGUGGUCAUACCUUCUCUCUGGAUGAUAACGUAUAUGUAUCUGCAUCGAACACAGUUAUUAUUAACGCAUCACUGUAUGAUUUCAAGCAAGGUCAUCUUUUUGGGAUAGAAGGAUGGGCUCUCGAAGAAACUGAUUCCGAUAGCUCUUUAUCUCCCUUUGCUAUCGUAUUACCAACAAUUCUUCUCAUUGUUGUCGGUGUAUCGGUAAUUUGGAUCCUCUGCAGAAGAAGAAAAGUUUUGACUGAAAGGAAGAAUCUGUAUUGUCAAAGCUCGGAUGGUCCCGUCAACUCUACUUGCAAUACAGUCAGCAGUGAUCAUCACGGAGGGCCUCUUCACUCAGCACAUGAUUCUCCACUGUUCGAAAUGCAACCUGAUGCAUCCAGGAUCGCUCAACAGCAACAGAAUGGUCGUGAUGGGGCAAGCAAUGUGAUCUACAAUGAAAUUGGAGAGGAAAACUACAGUGUCCUGUUCAGCGGCAAAGAGCAGGGCGACUAUCAUACCUACGUCCUACCAGAUAGGCAUAUUCCAGAUCUUCCACAGGAGGUGCAAAAGACAAGUAAUCAAAGAGCAGGAAACACAAACCAAUCGGAUCUCCAGAAGCAACUUGGGCAGGAAGGACCGGGGAACAACCAUUCAUAUUAUGUCCUUGAAGCAGGAAACGAAACCUCACCAGCACCAGCGACUGGACUUAUCUCAAAGGAUGGAUCAUCAUCAACAACAAGAGUCGAUCCCGACUCUGAAGCCCUGGAGGGAAAACCAAAGGUGAUACCCGACGAUGCUGCUCGCAAACUAUACGACCAUCCUCGAAAAAGCGCACCGGAAGUUCUAGAAAAUCACGCCGACAGCCGAACACGACAUGAAGCUGCUGAAGAUGACUUGGCCAACACCUACACAACCUUGGAUGCGGAUCCGAAGGAUGACGGAGAGUACUCCCAUCUUCAAAGGCCUCUUGGUAUCAACCUGCCAUCAGGUCAUCAUCACCUUGAUCGAGAUCCAUGUAAUGAGUAUGGGAAACUCGAGGGCAACACCAGAUAA